This is a messenger RNA of Argentina anserina (silverweed cinquefoil), 1152 nucleotides long. RefSeq lists its product as uncharacterized. The record is from RefSeq and is a predicted model, not a curated record. The coding region runs from base 1 to 1152 and encodes 383 amino acids. NCBI's taxonomy places the organism in Eukaryota, Viridiplantae, Streptophyta, Magnoliopsida, Rosales, Rosaceae. The transcript is spliced from 2 exons.
AUGAGUGAUCCGUCGUCUGCUAACUCACAUGUGGGAGAGGAUGAAGGUGGUGUUGGAGAUAAUAACAAGGGUUCUCCCUUGUGGCAAUAUGUAACAAUUAUCAGUGAAGCUAAGAAGGGACAAGGUGGGAAUUGUGAGUGGAAGUGUAGUUUUUGUGGGAUAAAGUUUCAUGGGUCACAUUAUAGAGUGAAACAACAUCUUCUUAAGAUAAGUGACAAAGGGAUUAGAAUAUGUCAAAAGAUCGGUGAUGCUAAGCAUAUGGAGCUUACUACUUUGAUGGAAUCACAUGAGUUAAACACUUCUAAGAAGAGGAAGGGAGUGAGUGGACCGCUUGAAAAAGCAUUCAAUAAUGGUGUUAGAGAGCAAUUAGAUGGUGAAAUAGCAAGGAUGUUUUAUACCGGUGGCUUGUCUUUUAAUCUCGCCAAGAAUCCUCACUACAUCCGUGCAUUCAAUCGGGCAUGUGCUUGUCCAAUUGCCGGUUACCGUCCACCUGGUUACAAUGCAUUGCGGACAACUCUUCUACAGAAAGAAAGAAACCACAUUGAGAGGUUGUUAGAACCAAUUAAGCUCACAUGGAAGGCAAAGGGGGUUAGUGUGUGUAGUGAUGGGUGGUCUGACACUCAAAGAAGACCACUUAUUAAUGUCAUGGCAGCUUGUGAGAGUGGACCUAUGUUCUUGAGGGCUGAAAAUUGUGAAGGAGAAUCCAAAGACAAACACUUCAUUUCAGACUUGCUCAUUGAUACUAUCUUGGAGAUCGGUCCACAACAUGUAGUCCAGGUAAUUACUGAUAAUGCAAGCAAUUGUAAGGCUGCAAGAGCUAUUAUUAAUGUUAGAUUCCCACAUAUACUUUGGACUCCAUGUGUAGUGCAUACACUUAACCUUGCUUUAAAGAACAUAUGCACACCUAGCUCAAUUGUGUCUAAUAGGACAGCUUAUGAUGAAUGUAAUUGGAUUAGUCAAAUUGUCGAUGAUGUGUAUUUUGUAAAGAAUUUCAUCAUGAACCAUGGUAUGAGGUUGGCUAUGUUCAAUCAACAUUCUCCAUUGAAGAUGUUAUCGAUUGCCGAGACACGUUUUGCAUCCGUUGUUGUAAUGCUUAAGAGGUUUAAAAAGAUUAAGCAAAAUCUACAACGCAUGGUGAUUAGUGAUGAAUGA